Cordyceps fumosorosea ARSEF 2679 is the source of this 1095-nucleotide messenger RNA. RefSeq names its product high-affinity iron ion transporter FtrA. The record is from RefSeq and is a predicted model, not a curated record. The transcript is spliced from 4 exons. Gene Ontology annotation, cellular component: plasma membrane; high-affinity iron permease complex. Gene Ontology annotation, molecular function: ferrous iron transmembrane transporter activity. Gene Ontology annotation, biological process: iron ion transmembrane transport. NCBI's taxonomy places the organism in Eukaryota, Fungi, Ascomycota, Sordariomycetes, Hypocreales, Cordycipitaceae. Bases 1 to 1095 code for a protein of 364 amino acids.
AUGCCCCAAGUCUUUGCCGUCCCCGUCUUCCUCCUCGUCUUUCGCGAGGCCCUCGAGGCCGUCAUCAUCGUCUCGAUUCUGCUCGCCUUUCUGAAGCAGACCCUCGGCGGGCCCGAUGGCGAUGCUAAGGCUUACAAGAAGCUGCGACGACAGGUCUGGUUAGGCAGUCUCAUAGGCUUCUUCAUCUGCAUGGUCGUCGCAAGCGCCAUCAUCGGCGUCUUCUACACCGUCGGCCGCUCCUCCUGGUCCCAAAACGGCCUCUACUACGAGGGCGCAUUCUGCCUCUUCGGCUCCGUCAUCAUUACCAUCAUGGGUGCUGCCCUCCUCCGUGUCACCAAGAUGCAGGACAAGUGGCGCCUCAAGCUUGCCAAGGCCGUGGACAACCCCCUCCGCCUCGGCGGCCGCAAGGGUAUCGUCAAACGCUUCAUGGAGAAGUACGCCAUGUUCAUGCUCCCCUUUAUCACCGUCCUCCGCGAGGGUAUUGAGGCUGUCGUCUUCGUCGCCGGCGUCUCCUUCACUGCCCCGGCUACGGCGUUCCCUCUCCCCGUCGUUUGCGGCCUCCUCGUCGGUGGCAUCGUCGGUUACAUCCUCUACCGUGGUGGUACUGGCACCAAGCUUCAGCUGUUCCUUGUCGUCUCUACCUGCCUGCUCUACCUUGUCGCCGCCGGUCUCUUCUCCCGUGGCGUCUGGGCCUUCGAGUCGGCCGAGUGGAACAAGGUCGUCGGCGGCGACGCCGCCGAAGUUGGCAACGGACCCGGCUCUUAUGAUAUUGACCGAAGCGUCUGGCACGUCAACUGCUGCGGCCCAGAAGCGCCUGGCUCCGAGGCUUGGGGUAUCCUCAACGCCAUCUUUGGCUGGACCAACUCGGCCACCUACGGUUCCGUCAUCUCCUACAACAUCUAUUGGAUCUUUGUUAUCGCCGCUUUCAUCAUCAUGCGCUUCCACGAGUCCACCGGCCACUACCCCUUCAUGAAGGCCAAGGCCAAGACGUCCGACUCGGACAGCGACCACAACAGCACCAGCGCCGACAGCCAUGGUGCUGUCGAAAGCAAGGCGCCUGUUCGUGAGAAGACCACGGCUGCUGCUUCUGAGUAG